CAUAAGACUGUACAUUUGUUUAUAAGACUGUACUUGUGUUCUCUUCUGUCUUCUCACUUUCCUCCACCUCUGAGUCUCUGACUCCAGUUACAUAACUGCUACACUAUUACUUCUGUGAAUUGUCCCAUAAAACAUCAGAUCAAACCCAUUUUUUUUUUUUUUUUUAAUAAAAUCGAAUUGAUUGAACCGAAUUACAAAAUCGAUGGCAGCAGAAAUUGAAAUUUCUCCAUCCAACUCCCAAGGCUCUUCAACUCAUCCUCCUAAUCAUAAUCAUAAUCAAAAUCCUUCUCUCUCUCCUUCCUCCACUUUACCUUCCUUUCCCCAGGAUAAAGAAGAUUCUACGGCAGCCAUGAAUACCGGUGCUACUGCUCCACCUCAGGAUAACUCCAACAUUACCCACAGCCACCAGUGCUUCACUGCUGAUGAAAUCGCAAAGUAUAAUAAGUAUGAAGCAGAUUAUGCUAGUUACCUGAGAGCGAAAUACUUCUCUGACAAGGAUGUCUACGGAGGUGACAUAUAUGACCUUACAGUCAAAGUUGGCAAUGAAACCAUAAAAGCUAGCAGGUCGUCUCCUACUCGAUCAUUUGCAGAACCUGCGCAGAGUGUUGUAGACCCUGGCCAUGUUUUGGCUUCUGAAGUAGAACUACCCGCUCCAGGGGCUGAACCGUCUCCAAACAUUGCAAAUGGCAGCAUAACUCCAGUUAAGAAGAGUAGCUGAUGAUGUUUGUUUUUACUUUUUAGCAAAUCUACAGCAUUUGAAUUUGAGAAAUGCUGAAAAAAUAAUCAUAAUAUGGUAAAUAGUGCAUAAAACUUGGCUUCUUUUUUUUCUUUUUAAAAAAAAAAAUUAGUAAAAAGGUUAAGAAGUCAUUGUUAUAUGCACUAUUCACAUAUAAUUGUUAUUUUUAUACAAUCCCUCAAUUUGGAUUAAUUUUAUAUGUAUUCAUGUAUAAACGUUUAGGGUGACUGACCAAUUAAAAAAAUUUAGGGAAAAAAUUGAGUUGGUAAUUGACAAGACCUAUUAUGGUUGAACUUUUUUGUCUUUAUGAA
Chenopodium quinoa (quinoa) is the source of this 1047-nucleotide messenger RNA. RefSeq lists its product as uncharacterized. NCBI's taxonomy places the organism in Eukaryota, Viridiplantae, Streptophyta, Magnoliopsida, Caryophyllales, Amaranthaceae. Bases 203 to 718 code for a protein of 171 amino acids. The transcript is spliced from 5 exons. The record is from RefSeq and is a predicted model, not a curated record.